Messenger RNA from Paramacrobiotus metropolitanus, 967 nucleotides. RefSeq lists its product as uncharacterized. Gene Ontology annotation, cellular component: membrane. Lineage: Eukaryota; Metazoa; Tardigrada; Eutardigrada; Parachela; Macrobiotidae. The transcript has 2 exons. Bases 106 to 780 code for a protein of 224 amino acids. Gene Ontology annotation, molecular function: calcium ion binding. The record is from RefSeq and is a predicted model, not a curated record.
UGUGGUAUAACCGUGUGAGUUAGGUAAUGUUUGUUAGGUUCUACAGUUCUAAUCUUUGUUACUGUAAUCAAAUUGUGCACGGUUUAUCCUUCGAAGGAUUUCACGAUGAUGAAUAAGAAGUUUAAUAUUCUGGCAGGUUGGUAUCUGGUCGCGCAGUUAUUACUGGAUACUUUCUGUCAAAAAAUUGCCGUUUCCGCCCAGUCCUUCCCGGUGUUUUCCCAGAGUUCGUACAGUUUUACAGUCACCACUUGCGGAGCCGGUACCUACGUCGGCCAAGUGUGGGCCAGCGGCGCCACUUCGUACUCUACCGACAAUUCCUUCGUCAUCAGCAUUGAUCCUUCUUCCGGCGCAUUAUCUCUCAGCGCCACCAUCGCCUCCACGACGACCUUUAACGUGAUCGCACGAAACCAGUACGGUUCUACACAGGCGCCGGUGACCGUGUAUGCCAACUGCGGCGGCGGAAACACUGGGACGGGUUUCAUCCCCAACACUGUGUAUACUUCCGACGUCAACUAUGCGACAUACACAAAUCCAGUGUACAACAACAAUCCGGUACAGUAUGUUAGCAACGGUAUUCCGACCACGGUAAUCGACUACAACACGCCGGUGGCGUACUCCAGCAACAAUGUUUUCCCAUACUCUUCGUAUUACAAUGGCUAUAUUGGAUGGGAUGGAGUAUAUAAAAGUGGAAAUACAUGUUACGGUAACUGGUGUCCUUACGGUGGAGCUUGGGGCCGCGGAAAUCGCUAUAAUAAUGCAUAUGGCCACUGGUCACUGUAAUUCGUUGUGAUGCAAGUUUUGAUUACUUUGCUCGAUCUUUGUCGUUGCAUCUUUCACAACAAAAUUGUAAUUUAUAUAAUACACUUGAAUAAUAUGUUUUGUAAUAAAAAUUGUUCAUGCAGUUAAAAAUUUGAAAGUAAAACCGCUCACUGAGUGAGCGGCUAUAAUUAAAUUUAGAGUGAUACUG